AUGAUGUUGAAUUGUAACAGUGAAAAUGGACGUACACAUUAUAUAGCUGGCCUUCAUGGGGAUUUUCAAAUGGCUCAUAUUAAGUAUGACGAUCACGGAGCAGGCCAGGAGAGAGAAAUGAACCUGCUGAGGGAGUUCCACCUCUGUCUGUUGGUCUUCCUGCUGCUUGUGUGUGGCUUCUUCUACCAAUUCAACCUGAAGUCCAGCAGCCUGUUCUCCUACAUAUCCCCCUACAAACCCCAACCGGGACUAGAAGCUGUCCUGAGCCAAGGGCAUAGCAUAGUGUUCCUAGAGACCUCAGAAAGAAUGGAGCCAUCCUCACUGUCUUCUUGUGCUGUGGAGUCUGCUGCCAAGGUCUACCCUGGGCAUUCUGUGGUGUUGCUUAUGAAGGGGCUCAACAAUUCCACACAGCUAUCCCCAAAUUCCAGUGACUCAGCCUUUUCCCUCCUCUCAACAAUGGGCAAUGUGUUCCUCUUCCCAUUGGAUAUGAAAAGACUGUUUGAAGACACACCAUUGUUUUCAUGGUUUGCUCACGUCAAUGUCAGUGCACAGUGGAACUGGAUUCACGUCAGCUCGGAUGCAUGUCGUCUGGCCAUCAUCUGGAAGUAUGGUGGCAUCUACAUGGACACUGAUAUCAUAUCUAUCAGGCCCAUUCCUGAGAAAAACUUUUUGGCUGCACAGUCUUCUCAGUACUCCAGUAAUGGAGCAUUUGGUUUCCUCCCCCAGCACCCCUUCCUGUGGGAGUGCAUGGAAAACUUUGUUGAACACUAUAAUUCACACAUCUGGGGCAACCAGGGCCCUGAUUUGAUCACGAGGAUGUUGAAAAUAUGGUGCACACUUACAGACUUCCAGGAGGUGAGUGAUCUGAGGUGCUCUAAUCUGUCCUUUCUACAUCCGCAGAGAUUUUACCCCAUCUCCUAUAGGGAGUGGAAGCGCUACUAUGAAGUCUGGGACACAGACCCAAACUUCAACACCUCUUAUGCCUUGCAUCUGUGGAACUACAUGAACCAGGAGCAGAAGACUGUGGUAAAAGAAAGUAACACACUCGUGGAAAACCUCUACCGUAAGUACUGUCCCAGGACUUACAGGGACCUGAUUAAAGGCCCCGAGGUGUCGGUGACUGGAAAAGUGGGUCCAGAUGAAAAAUAG
Messenger RNA from Condylura cristata (star-nosed mole), 1149 nucleotides. It is a transcript of the gene A4GNT, whose product is annotated as alpha-1,4-N-acetylglucosaminyltransferase. The transcript has 3 exons. Bases 1 to 1149 code for a protein of 382 amino acids. Gene Ontology annotation, molecular function: acetylglucosaminyltransferase activity. Lineage: Eukaryota; Metazoa; Chordata; Mammalia; Eulipotyphla; Talpidae. Gene Ontology annotation, biological process: protein O-linked glycosylation. The record is from RefSeq and is a predicted model, not a curated record.